This is a messenger RNA of Coffea eugenioides, 531 nucleotides long. Its product is annotated as abscisic acid receptor PYL4-like. Gene Ontology annotation, molecular function: protein phosphatase inhibitor activity; signaling receptor activity; abscisic acid binding. The coding region runs from base 1 to 531 and encodes 176 amino acids. The record is from RefSeq and is a predicted model, not a curated record. Gene Ontology annotation, cellular component: cytoplasm; nucleus. The transcript has a single exon. NCBI's taxonomy places the organism in Eukaryota, Viridiplantae, Streptophyta, Magnoliopsida, Gentianales, Rubiaceae. Gene Ontology annotation, biological process: abscisic acid-activated signaling pathway.
AUGGUUUUUCAGCUUCCCCCAACCGUUUCCAGCGACCACAACCCUGUUUUGCAGCCGAACGAAUGUUCAUCUACUUUGUUCCAAACUAUCGCUGCUCCUGCCUCCGUCGUUUGGGCUCUGGUUUCCGACUUUGAAAAUCCUCAACGCUACAAGCCGUUCGUGAGAUCCUGCAGAAUCAUAGAUGGCCAGGCGAACCAAGUCGGAUGCUUACGCCGCGUGGAUGUCGCGUCAGGACUUCCAGCCUCCUAUAGCAUUGAGCGGCUGGAGAUUCUUGAUCAUGAUCAGCGCAUGUUCGGGUUCAGCAUUGUCAGCGGCGACCACCGGUUGUCGAACUAUCGCUCGAUCAUGAGCCUACACCCCAAUGGCGGCGAGGAGACGGUGGUUGCGGAGACUUACGUGAUUGAUGCGGCCGAGGCCAACACGAAAGAAGAGACGUGUGCCUUUGUGGAUACGAUCGUGAAACUGAACUUGAGGACUGCCUUUCCAGAGUUGCUGAGGAUUUGGACGGGCAAAAGCGCACAACAGGUAUGA